Molecule: messenger RNA, 1116 nt
Organism: Camellia sinensis
Lineage: Eukaryota; Viridiplantae; Streptophyta; Magnoliopsida; Ericales; Theaceae
Product: protein LIGHT-DEPENDENT SHORT HYPOCOTYLS 10
Biological process (GO): mRNA transcription; response to light stimulus
Cellular component (GO): nucleus
Source: RefSeq, a predicted model, not a curated record
CCCAUGAUGUGAUCUCCAUCUUUCUCCUCUCCAAUAAUAUCUUUCAUCCCUCUCCUCCAAAAAAAAAAAAAAAAAAAGACAAUAAAUUCCAGAAGAACUCAUUUGCAUCGAUCAUCGAUGUCAGGUGAGAAAGGAAAAGGAUCAGGAGAAGGAUCAUCACGAUCUGCUGCUGCACUUGUUGAUGAUGAAAAUAAUCAGCGUCAGCAGGUGCAGCAACCUGCUCAAUUGAGCCGAUAUGAGUCACAAAAAAGGCGAGACUGGAACACCUUUGGGCAGUACUUGAAGAAUCAAAGGCCUCCGGUACCCAUGUCUCACUGCAACUACAACCACAUACUCGAUUUCCUUCGCUACCUCGAUCAGUUUGGGAAGACUAAAGUGCACUUACAAGGGUGUGUGUACUUUGGGCAGCCUGAGCCACCGGGUCCUUGCGCUUGCCCACUUAGGCAAGCUUGGGGAAGCCUUGAUGCCCUAAUCGGUAGGCUUAGAGCUGCCUAUGAAGAGAAUGGUGGCUUACCGGAGUCUAAUCCUUUUGCAAGUGGAGCUAUACGCAUUUACUUGCGUGAGGUGAGGGAUUCUCAAGCAAAGGCUCGGGGAAUCCCUUACAAGAAAAAGAAGAAGAAGAAGAUUCAAAUGAAUGCCUACAACGACGCCUCAAACCCUCAGAUGCAGUUAUCUUGAUUGCUUUCAGCUUCUCAACAGAAUGGCCCCAUAUGAUUUUCGGAUCUGGCAAUCUUUCAGUAUGUUUUGGAGCUCUAUCGUAUCGGAUAUUGUGGUGAUCCAACGAUUUAAGUUUAAAGUUGAAGCAAAAUGACGUUUUAAGUUGUGUGUGGUUUAAAAAAUAGUACGUGGUAUUUUGAUGUCAUUUUACUUCAAUUUUAAACUUAAGUGGUUAUAUUAUGAACUUUGUUUACAUGUCUUGUUGUGGUAAAAAAACGCAAUAGAGUCAUUGCAGAAAAGUGAUUCUCGUCCAAAUCAAGUACUUGAUAUUUCUUUUACUUCUUUCUCGCGAGAGAUAUAUAGCUCAAGAACUAUAUAUAUAUGAAUUGUAUAAAUGAGAGUUCAUGCAUGAAGUUGACAAAGAUAGAACCAAGAGUUAGAUGUGGUAUAUAUAUAUGC